AUGGCGGCUGAAUAUAAACAAAAGCUUUAUGAAAUUCAAAGAAGAGGGGAGAACAAGACGUGCUUCGACUGUGGCGCUCCUCACCCCCAGUGGGCAAGUGUGUCCUACGGUAUUUUCAUCUGUCUAGACUGUUCUGGUGUUCAUCGCUCGUUCGGUGUGCACAUUAGUUUUGUGCGCUCCAUUGGUAUGGACAAGUGGUUUGAUGAUCAGUUACAUAAGAUGGACAUUGGCGGCAAUGCCAAAGCCAAGGCUUUCUUUGAAUCGCAACCUGAUUAUUCGCCCAACCUCAGUAUGACACAAAAAUACAAUAGUCAUUUUGCCGCCCUUUACCGCGAAAAGGUAAGAAAGGAAAAUAAUGGAUGCCCAUAG
Radiomyces spectabilis is the source of this 369-nucleotide messenger RNA. RefSeq lists its product as uncharacterized. Gene Ontology annotation, cellular component: Golgi membrane. Gene Ontology annotation, molecular function: GTPase activator activity. The transcript is spliced from 3 exons. Gene Ontology annotation, biological process: regulation of endocytosis; regulation of ARF protein signal transduction. NCBI's taxonomy places the organism in Eukaryota, Fungi, Mucoromycota, Mucoromycetes, Mucorales, Radiomycetaceae. The record is from RefSeq and is a predicted model, not a curated record. The coding region runs from base 1 to 369 and encodes 122 amino acids.